UUCGUAUUUUCAAGUUGGUUCAUGAUAUUGUAUGAGGAGCGGGGAUCUUGAUUUUGUUUCCAUAGAAACAAUGAAAUGAAAAUCAAUUUUGGUCUAUUAAUUUUAAGCUAGUUGAUUAGACUCUUGAUCAUUAUAUUAACUGUUGCUAGUAUCAAGAUGCACAAAAAUACUAUAUGGUAUAAAUCCCUGCUAAAUGCAGAAAAGACUUGUUUGAAAGAAGAUAAAAUAAAAAAGAUCCAUUAUAAGUUUGACGAUGGUAAAGAAAUGGUCGAAGAGUACAAUGUAGAUACUCAUGUGUUAUUGCGAAGGGCCUGGAAAAUGAAAGGAAAGUUGGGAGGAGAAGGAAAAUGGGCAGUUGAAGUAGGUGAUCCUAUCCCAGAUGCUACCCCUAUAAUCGAUGGCUUAGAUAUAUCUGAGAGUAAAGAUCAGCCAAGUUUAUUAAAACGUAACACACGUGUUAACAUAGAGUGGAGAAUAAGAAACUUACCAUAUCCCAUAGAAACAUACUCAAUAAAAGCCAACAAUGAAGAUAAGUACAUUAUUAUAAGUACAUCAAAUAAAAAGUACUACAAGAAACUUGAAGUACCAGAGCUGUAUCGACUUGGCUUACCAAUUGAACAGAAAAAUAUUGAUGCCACUCACAAAUAUAAUACUCUCAUUAUAACAUAUAAAAAACCGCAACCACUACUAGACAUGGAUAAAGAUUUGUAUGAAGAGAUAAGUAAAGUGAAACCAAUGACGGAUAUUCCUAAUGAGUGUAAAGCACAGUAGAUGCUCAUUGCAGUUUAAUGACAAUAUUGUAUAAGAUUUGUCAAUAAAAUAUGUAACCCUAAUCUAAAAGUAUUUUAGCCUUAUAUCAUAUUAAAAAAAAAUUGUUUGAAGUGAAGAAACAUACACCAUAUGUGACUGCAUUCAGUCAGUUACAAUAUUUUCCAAAUUAACCAAAGAUACAUACAAUGUCCAAUAAAUGAAAAACUAAAAUUUCCAAAACUUUUCUGUAAUAUUGAAGUGUCAAUGACCCAGGAAUAUUUGAGAAAAUAAAAAUACUAGAUUUUU
Molecule: messenger RNA, 1056 nt
Organism: Danaus plexippus (monarch butterfly)
Lineage: Eukaryota; Metazoa; Arthropoda; Insecta; Lepidoptera; Nymphalidae
Product: protein DPCD
Exons: 3
Coding region: 157-771 (204 amino acids)
Source: RefSeq, a predicted model, not a curated record